This is a messenger RNA of Gadus macrocephalus (Pacific cod), 1165 nucleotides long. RefSeq lists its product as uncharacterized. The record is from RefSeq and is a predicted model, not a curated record. The coding region runs from base 70 to 816 and encodes 248 amino acids. The transcript has 4 exons. NCBI's taxonomy places the organism in Eukaryota, Metazoa, Chordata, Actinopteri, Gadiformes, Gadidae.
GUGAAGAGGCCAAAACGAGCCGAAGCCAACUUCUAUCCAUCCUUCCCUACUGGAGAAACUCAGGACAGCAUGGAAAAAGAGAGAAUAGAACUUCUGACAGAUGUCAAGAUAAGGAACAAUGAAAGGGUAAUCACGGACAAAAUGGCUUGCACGUUUGCCUACAGACGACAAGAGGUGGUCAACCAAGAACCCAGCAUUCAAGACUUUAAAGACCGGUGGCCUGCCUUGUUCCAUCAGAAAGAGAUCAAUGCAGAGUUCCUGAGGCUCAUGGCUGUUCCUCUUGAGGAUAAGUUCUUCGCCCAGUUAGACAUCCACUCAAGUCAGCUAAUCAGAGUCAUCCGUGCCAAAGGUGGAUCAACACGCCAAAAGAAUGCUGACAUCAUGGACAUUUUGGACCAGACUGAGGACAUUCAUCUUCGAAGGGAGUGUGUCCUGAAAGCCCUCAUCAUCUUCCUCGGCGAGGAUGCAGAUGACCUGAUCAAGGAAUAUCGUGACUCUGGACCAGAGGACAUUCAAAGGGAUCUGGAGCAUCUCACUGUGGCAGUGUUUGUCAUUCGAAAGGACGGGGAAGGACCGCAGGAGCCACCUGAAGACAUAGGCAUUGUCAUCGAGGGCGUGAAGGUGUUGCAUGGACUGACUUCAGUUGCCUCAGCUUGUGCCCUGCUUCUAGGUUUGCUAUAUGCACUUAACCUUGCUUAUCCCAAACCCCUUCGUUUUACUUUCGAAGUGCUCCAGAAAAUCAUCAUGCACCUUGAGCAACACAAGAUGUCUCCCAAAGUCCAAAAUCUGUAUGGCAGACUUCAAAGCUCGCAGUAAUGACACACAUCACAAUUGAUUCCUUUUCUGGACCCAAAAAUGGCCUAGGGAAGAACAAUGUUAAAGGAUAAAUCCGGUGUAAAAUGGAUCUGGGAUAUGUUUAAUAUGAUAACGAGAUGGUAUGUUCGUUUGGGUGAAAAAACGCAUGUAGACGCAUUCUUAAGUUGGCUGUUUUCAGCCGAUUCUACCAUCGGUAGAAUCCACGCUAUAAACUUGGAAUCAUGGGGGCAUCGUCUCAUGGUAAAAACGAAAUCGCUAUUUUAAACCACUUAAAAGGCUAGAGGUAGCCCGACACUUCUUUGGUAGUAUAAUAAGGGUCUUAAAAUAUAAAACAAGGCACUGAUAACUU